Molecule: messenger RNA, 1608 nt
Organism: Echinococcus granulosus
Lineage: Eukaryota; Metazoa; Platyhelminthes; Cestoda; Cyclophyllidea; Taeniidae
Product: Eukaryotic peptide chain release factor GTP-binding subunit ERF3A
Exons: 7
Coding region: 1-1608 (535 amino acids)
Biological process (GO): translation
Cellular component (GO): translation release factor complex
Molecular function (GO): translation release factor activity; GTPase activity; GTP binding
Source: RefSeq, a predicted model, not a curated record
AUGGCCUCGUGGGAAGACGAAGCCAAUCAACCAGUGUCUGAUAUCAGCAUUGACUUUUCGAAAUUGGAUGUGAAUGCUCCAGUUUUUAUUCCUGGUCAAAUGUACGGCUUCGGUGCCUCUGCGACGCCUGCUGUGUGGUCUGGUUCAUCGGAGCCUGACACGGCAAAGGCGAUAGAGACCAAAAGGGACCCGGUUCCGUCUCUAGUCGAUACUCCUCAAUGCCCCGAUGCUGAAGAGAAGGAAUUCGCACCAUCCACACUGUCAGAACCUAAGCGUCAAGCAGUGGCCUAUAUUCCUCCCAAAAACAAGAAGGAGACGCUCAGCGUUGUCUUUAUUGGUCACGUUGAUGCUGGGAAGUCAACGAUCGGAGGACAUUUACUAUAUUUAACAGGUAUGGUCGACUCUCGAACCCUGGAAAAGUACGCUAAAGAAGCGAAAGAAAAAAAUCGUGAAACCUGGUAUCUCUCAUGGGCUCUAGACACUAGUGUAGAGGAGCGAAACAAGGGUAUUACGGUGGAAUGUGGCCGAGCCUUUUUCGAAACCGAGCACAAACAUUUCAUUUUGGUUGACGCUCCCGGUCACAAAUCCUUCGUUCCUAACAUGAUCACCGGUGCCUCCAUAGCUGAUAUUGCUGUGCUCGUCAUCUCUGCUCGUCGUGGUGAAUUCGAAACCGGUUUCGAACGUGGCGGCCAGACGCGUGAACACGCGAUGCUGGUAAAGACCACAGGUGUGAAACACAUGAUUAUCCUCAUCAAUAAGAUGGAUGAUUCUACGGUGAACUGGGAGGAGUCACGAUUCAACGAGUGUCGUGAAAAAUUGGUGCCUUUUCUUAAGAAAAUUGGCUUUAACGUCAAGUCAGAUAUUUACUUCAUUCCCUGCUCUGGUUUCACGGGCGCCUUCUUGCGUGAUAGACCGAAUGACAGUCGUUGUGAAUGGUACAAGGGGCCUACCUUGCUGGAAUACCUUGACAAGCUCCCAUCACUCGCCAGAUGUGUCGAUGGCCCACUGCGAAUACCCAUUUCUGACCGUUUUAAGGAUAUGGGCACGUAUGUUGUUGGCAAAAUCGAGUCCGGAACCCUUGUUCGCGGUCAGAUUUUGAUCAUGAUGCCUAACAGGGUUCCUGUGGAAGUUCUUCAGAUCCUUAACGACGAUGUCGAGGUUGACGGAAGCGCUGCUGGCGAUAAUGUCAAGUUGAAGCUAAAGAAUGUCGAGGAGGAGGACAUUUCUCCAGGUUUCGUCCUCUGCUCUCCUGACAACCUCUGUCACGUAGCGCACGUGUUUGACGUGCAGUUAGUGAUAGUGGACUACAAAUCCAUAAUAUGUCCCGGUUUCACUGCGGUGAUGCAUAUUCACGCGUGCGUUCAGGAGAUCCGCUUCCGCACUAUCCUCUGUCGCAUCGACAGGAAGACCAAUGAAAAAACCGAUAUCCGGCCACGUUUCAUCAAACAGGAUGAUGUUGCUAUCGUGCGAUUUGAGGCAAUAAGUGGGUCCAUAUGCUUGGAGUGUUUCAAGGACUACGCUCAAAUGGGCCGAUUUACACUGCGAGACGAGGGAAAGACAAUCGGAGUGGGUAAGGUAAUGAAGAUAAUCACUGCAAAUGAACAGUAA